Molecule: messenger RNA, 891 nt
Organism: Pediculus humanus corporis (human body louse)
Lineage: Eukaryota; Metazoa; Arthropoda; Insecta; Psocodea; Pediculidae
Exons: 3
Coding region: 1-891 (296 amino acids)
Molecular function (GO): zinc ion binding; nucleic acid binding
Source: RefSeq, a predicted model, not a curated record
AUGAACAAUUUUAUUUUUAUUGAUAGCGAAGACAGUGAAAAUUCUGUGGUUGAAGUUGAAGUUCCUAAAAGAGCAACCCCUCCAAUAAUUGAAAUUAAUGAUGAUGAUAUAUACUUGCAUUUAUCAAAUAUUUCUGAGAGGCCCAAGAUGAUGACUAAUCAAAUACAAGAUAUACAAAUAAUUAAGGAAAUACAAAAAGAGUUACCAAAUAACUAUGACACACAGUAUUGCAAUCCCAAUCACUGGACGUCAGACAUGAUUAAAUUUUACAAUGAUGAUUGGGGUAAUGAGGAAACUUUUUCAGUUGAAAAUAUUCAAAGAAAAAUGGACAAAUCUCCAGCUUUAUGGAAAAUAUCUCAAAAGGAUCUGUUGAGGCAACACAGAAGUAAAAGAUAUUAUGCAUACUGUGACAAUUGUAGACAGCCUGGUCAUGUUGCUUAUAAAUGUCCUGAACCGUUAUAUGUUCCAAAAUGUCAUAUGUGUGGAACACCAGGCCACAUUGAUCACCAGUGCCCUAAUGCAAUAUGUCUCAAUUGUGGAAAUGAAACUGGAGAAUUCAAACUUUGCUGUUACAAAUGUAAAUUUCAAACAAAUCAAGUUUGUUCGAGAUGUUCAUUAAAAGGACACAAUUACAUAAAUUGCCCCGAUCACUGGAGAUUAUUUCACUUAACUACCAAAACUAAAAAUAUAAUUAUUCCAAAUUUAAAUGUAAAUAAAAAGGAAAAAGACAUUUGGUGUUGUAAUUGUGGUAAAAAAGGACAUUUCUUCAGUAACUGUCACUUUCCGAAAGAAUUGAAAAGCUUUACAGAUAGUGUACCAUUUAUUGUAUCAUAUAAAAGGGAUAAUGCAUUAGAAAAAAACAAUUUACAAAAUGGUGAUAAAAUAAUAUAA